Molecule: messenger RNA, 1586 nt
Organism: Durusdinium trenchii
Lineage: Eukaryota; Dinophyceae; Suessiales; Symbiodiniaceae
Source: the annotation of a GenBank genome assembly
CUCUUUGUUUAUUAUCUUUUGCCCUUGUGUUUUGUUGGGACUACAUCCCUUGCAUUCCCUUGCCAUGGGGAAUGGCAAGUCAAAGGAGGAAACAGUCAAAGAGAAGGCCAGAGAGUGGCAGAGACAGAUUCGUGGCGAGUCGCGCCGAAUAGACCGUGAUGUGUCCAGAAUGCGCCAAGAAGAAGAGAAACUCAAGAAGGAAAUCAAGACCAUGGCUGAAAAGGGCCAGGCCGCAAGUGUCAAAACUUUGGCUCGGCAAGUUGUGCGUUCCAGAAAGGCAGUAGCGCGGCUGGAAAGGACCAAAUGUUCCAUGUCAGCUGUCAACUUGCAUCUCACCACUGCCGUGGCAUCAAUGUCGACAGCGAGUGCUUUGAAGAUGUCGUCUGGUGUGAUGAAGGAGAUGAACAGGCUGAUGAAUGUUCCAGAGCUUCAACGGACAAUGGAGGAGAUGAGGCAAGAGAUGAUGCGUGCAGAGAUAGCUGAUGAGAUGAUGGAAGAAGGCUUCCAAGAAUCAGAUGAUGAGACUGAGAUCGACUCCGCUGUUGCCAGAGUUUACGAGGAGCUCGCCCUUGACAAGUCGCAAUUGAUGGAUACAGGAGCCGCUGCUACUCCAGCACCUGUGGCCACACCAGUACCUGAAACCACAGAGGAUCCUUUGAUGAAGCGCUUGCAAGAGCUACAAAGGUGAAUCUCGACCUGGAAAUGCUGCUCUUUUGAACGGCACAGAAGGGCGUCGUAUCUUUUGCUGGGCAUGUGCAGCAUGCCAGCUUUUUGCCAGAAGCUUUGCACUUGCACAUGUACAGAGUGAGAGCUUUGAGAGCACCUUACUGCCGUCUUUGCUCAAGUGAUAUGUGUGAGCGAGAUCGGGGAGAUGUAGCCGCAGUGCGAAGGAGCACAAAGGAGCCACGGAGAUCACUUUCAACGACUCAACGUAUUUCAGCUGUGGCAUUUGAUCGACCGGACUGCCCGUUUGGCUUCAAAUUUCUUCACAUCGGAAACUCCAAGAUGGACCAGGUUUGCUGCCCCAGUGCCAAUAUGGCAUGCCCAGGAUGUGUGGAUUUGCAAGGAUCUACUUGCGAUCGAUGCGACACUGGGCUCGUCAAGUCGCAGGGUCGAGGCACAUGUGUCAUUGGCAGCGAUGUGGAAGGCUGGGAAGAUCCAAGCGGAUUUGGGUGCUCUCAUUGUGAGUCUAAAGGGUGGUGCAAAGACGGUGCGCCCACACCAGCCGGCGAACACAAAUUCAAGCAAAAGCUCAUAUGUGCCUUUAGCUGGAAGACCAGAUGAAUGGAUUGCACUGUUUUAUUUGUUUCGCAUGUUACCUUGUCUUUUUAGUAGUAGGUUGAACAAGGUUCCUCGACGGAGCACCACACAAGUUUGCGCCUAUACAUUAUACAGGUGCAUGGAUAGUCCGGGCCGGUCCGGGCGGGCCGGGCCACCGCGGGCCGGGCCACUGCGGGUCGGUCCGGGCGGUCCGGGCCGGUCCACUGCGGUCCUUCCAUUUGUAUAGGUCCUUUGUGGAAUCCACCAAACCACACCUCAAAUCCACCGCCCCGGCGUGGCGUAAGGAGACCACCUGACGCAGUGGG